This is a messenger RNA of Lachancea nothofagi CBS 11611, 3447 nucleotides long. The record is from the annotation of a GenBank genome assembly. NCBI's taxonomy places the organism in Eukaryota, Fungi, Ascomycota, Saccharomycetes, Saccharomycetales, Saccharomycetaceae.
AUGGACACGGAUUGGAGGUCGACUUUGUCGAACCAGGAGCGUUCCAAGUAUAUUACGGAGCUGGCCCAGAUCUUGGCUCAGAUAAGUCAAGUUAACGGCGGCGAUCGUGGCAAUUUCAACUUGGAGAAGCUGAAGAAAACCGCAGAACAAUUCGAAAAAAGUCUCUAUGCAAGCAGCUCUUCCAAGGAGUUGUAUUUGGAUUCGAUGCGCAAGAGGAUUGCUGCCAUGGAUACUGCUAAGAAGAAGGCUAUAGCGAAUUUACAACACAACGCUGCGAAAGCGGCUUCUCUGUCCCAAAGUCAACAACACCCCGGAUCGACGAUUUCAAGUCAGCAGAUGCAGCAGCAGCAACAACAACAACAGCAGCAGCAGCAGCAGCGGCCAUCACAAUUUUCAUCCUCAGGCAAUAACAUGAACUCUCAAAUGUUUUUCAAUCAGCAAGCGCAACUCAGACAACAGGCUGCGCAGCAAUUUCGUAACGGGGUGACUCCCAAUGCGCCCACGCCUAGUGCACCCAGCGCGCCUAACCCGCCUGUGAGGCCACAACUUACACCUCAACAGCAGCAAUUGAUCAAUGAGAUGAAAGGAGCUGAGAUUCCAAGAGAGCUUUUGCAGAGAAUUCCUAAUUUACCACCAGGUGUGAAUACCUGGCAAAAAGUUACUGAGUUAGCACAACAAAAAAGGCUAGGACCUAAGGACUUACAAAUUGCUAAACAAGUCUAUCAAAUGCAUCAACAAAUUGUGUUCAAAUCUAAAGUCCAACAAGCCAGUGUAAACAAUCGUGGGCCUCAGCAGGGGAGACCUAUAUCUCAAGGACCCAAUAUGGGUCAAAUGCCAUCUGGGCAGCGUCCUAUGGUUAACCAGGCUAAUCUUCAGCAACAACAACAACAACAACAACAACACCAUUUGUCUCAACCACCACAACCACAACAACAACAACAACCACAACAACAACAACAACAACAACAACAACAACAACAACAACAACAACAACAACAACAACAACCACAACCCCAGCAGCAACCGCAGCAGCAACCGCAGCCUCAACCGCAACCACAACAUGCGCAACAGAACCAGUCACAGCAACAGGCGCCUAUGGGACAAGCUUCUCAACAGCAACCCCAAGAGGUCCCGAAUGUUUUGAACAGACUCAAUCAAAUCUUUACCCCGGCAGAGCAAAAAACACUUUACGAGAAUGGUAAAAAGUUGAUCGCAGACCUACAAAGAACAAACCGUCUACCUGCUGUUUUGACACCACAGCAACAGGGGAUCUACAUCAAGAAAUAUAUCAAUCAAAUGGCUCUGAAAAAACUCCAAGCUGCGAGAAGCCAAAUGAGUAGUUUAAAUGCCCCAGCUCAACAACAGCCGCCAGUAGCAUCUGUUCAAGGUACUUCUGCACCUCCUAUGAGCCAUUUCGCUUCCAAUGGAGCGAACAUGAAUGGUGCAGGCGCCACUAUGACCCCCAGAGGGACUUUCACUGGAAACAACUCAAACAGCAAUAAUUUCAAUGAUUCCGGUGGGGGCCCUAAUCUUCAAGGUGCGACUCCCACAAACAUGCCGCCGCAAGCAUCAUUGUCUCAACCUCCUGUGCAAGUACAAGCGCAGGCACAGGCACAGGCUCCUGCACAACAGGCACCAGCGCAACCGAAAUUUUCAUUGCCUCGUCCUACAGAACAGGAUUUGAUGGUUUUACGUAGAAUUUCAGCAGAGAUACAAAAAUCUCACCUCAGAUUGUCAAACAUUACAAACCAGAUUUCUCAAGAGCAGAAGCAAUCUAUCAGAAACAAGUUGCAGUUGAAUCGACAAUUAUUCACGAACGUUGAUAGCUUCAUUCCCACUCUGUACAUGAUUACUCGAAAUGAAGAGAACGUUCGUCAGUUGCUCCAAAUUAGAAUGCUUGCAAAGGAAAUAACGGAACAUGCUACCAGGGGUGUCUUCAUUGUGCCUCCUGAGGUUGUUGAUAAAGUCAUUUUCCGUUAUCAAAAAUACUACGAAUUUAUCAAAGAUCAAGUUCUAAGAAGACACCAACAGAUCAUUGCCGCUAGACAGCAACAGCAACAGCAGCAAGCGCCAAGCGCUCCAGUCGAUCCGGCUUUCAAUCAACAACGCAUACAAGGUUCCUUUCAACAAAUUCAGCACCAGAUGCAAAUGAGGCAACAGCAACAACAACAGCAGCAGCAGCAGCAGCAGCAGCAGCAGCUACAGCAGCAGCAGCAACAACAACUACAGCAGCAGCAGCAGCAGCAGCAGCAACAACAGCAACAACAGCAACAACAGCAACAACAGCAACAACAAAAAAUACAACCCUCGCCUCAAUUGAACAACUGGGCAAGAUUGAACGCUGAGGUUAGACCACCCACCACUAGCAGUGUCGAUGGGGAGCCUAAUUUGGCACCCCAGUCUGCUCCUGAAAAUGUACGUACGACUUCCUCUGGCAUGGACUUCCUUAAUUCUCCAGAUUUCUUUAACUCGAAGUCUUCACCGCAACAAGCUGGUUUGUCGCCCGUCAAAAAACAGACGCAAAUGAGAAAGAAGAUGACUAUGAAGCAGGCUUCGAACCAUGGCACCCCUGGCGCAGCUAUGGUACCUUCAAGCAAUACCCCCAAUGCCACGACAACGUUGGGGAUUUCUAGCACAAGCAAAACGGGCACUCCUCGUGUAGCAACCGCGGGACUUGCAAGUGUUUCUCCCAUGGUCAACAAAGUCACAACAUCUAAUCAAAGUCCGUCCCCGAGAUCAUUUCCGAAUAACGCCGCACCCAUUGCGGCUAGCAGUUAUUCAUAUAAGGAGGACGAGGACAGUUUGAAGAUGAUGGUAGUGAGGAAAAACGAAAUCAUCUCGAGAUUCAAGCGGAGGCAGGAUAUUCUCAGAAAUUCACCGGUGGAUUUGUUUUUAUGCUCUCUGGGAGACUGUCUUGGCAUUAGUGAAGAAAAAGUGGAACUUAUGAAUUCUAUCCCACAAGACAUCGUGGAGCAGGUCAACGGCACCAGUAAGAAAAAGACGGCGAAAUCCGCUGCGCAAAGGUCGAAAGAUCAGGAGUACGCUAAUGUCUCUAUAAAGGACAACAAAAUUACUUUCACACCCAAUUCUGGGCUAGAUUUGCAGAGCAGUAACCCAUAUUCAAUUGGAGUUGGUGAUAUUUCUGGUGUCUUCAGAGAUGUCUACGGAUCGACACAUUUAUCCAGCUUCUCCUUUGAGAGUGACAAUUCAGCCUCUGAUGCUCGAGGCACUAAGCGAAAAGCUGUUGAUUCUGACAACAGCCCUAACGCUUCACCGGCGUCCUCGGCGGUCAUGAGCGACUCUAAAAAGAUCAAGUUCGACUCGCCAGAAGAUCUUUGUUUUUCUGCGCCAGUUGAAAGCGUCAAAAAAGAGUACUCUAUAGGCGGAGCAGCAGACAAUGCAGCGGAGAACAAAAUCUGGGAUUGGAGCUUUUGGGAUACCGUCUGA